AUGACGGACGCAGCACGGGGCGGGUGCCCACACAUCUUGUGCCUGAAGUGUAAUUACGUCGUGAUUCGACUCCAGGGGGCGGAAUGGGUGAAUGGCGACAAGGGAUUUGAUCUCUACCUCUCAACGCGAAAUUAUUAUCCGGAUUGGGCGCUCUUGGCGAGCUCGAGCCCGUUUGGGGCUCGAGGGGAGCGAGAGCAGGACUCGGUGCUUCGCACAACCCCCAACGCCGCGGCCUACUGCUGUCAGUGUUCAUGGCUUACUGUAAGGGCUCCGCGAGUAGGUAUUGAGACUAAGAUAACCGACGUUGCCCUUGCUGGCGUUGACAAUUACCCCUUUGCGAUCGAGCUUCCUUUACUUCCCAAUCAAAAGCAAAGACGCCCUCCGUUGUGGAUUUGCAAGGGUCAUUCUUUGAUCUAG
Messenger RNA from Phytomonas sp. Hart1, 417 nucleotides. NCBI's taxonomy places the organism in Eukaryota, Euglenozoa, Kinetoplastea, Trypanosomatida, Trypanosomatidae. The record is from the annotation of a GenBank genome assembly.